Plodia interpunctella (Indianmeal moth) is the source of this 2360-nucleotide messenger RNA. RefSeq names its product disembodied (gene dib). Gene Ontology annotation, molecular function: iron ion binding; oxidoreductase activity, acting on paired donors, with incorporation or reduction of molecular oxygen; heme binding. NCBI's taxonomy places the organism in Eukaryota, Metazoa, Arthropoda, Insecta, Lepidoptera, Pyralidae. The coding region runs from base 57 to 1595 and encodes 512 amino acids. The record is from RefSeq and is a predicted model, not a curated record. The transcript has 9 exons.
GUGCAUGCAAUAUUCUUCGUAUCAUUCAGUUGCGAUUCGUAGUGAUACGAACUUCCAUGUGCAGAAUGUUAAAAAUAGUUGAAAGUAUUUAUUUACCGAAAAGUUUGAGAAAAGUUCGAUUUUUCACCAAGUCAAGUGUGGAUACUGAAAAUACUUUGAUGGACUUCAAAAAUAUUCCUGGGCCCAAGAGUUACCCAUUAAUUGGAACGUUGCAUAAAUAUUUACCUUUGAUAGGAGACUAUGACGCAGAAGCCCUCGAUAAAAACGCCCUACUUAACUGGAAGCGUUACGGGAGCCUCGUCAGGGAAGCGCCAGGAGUGAACUUGUUGCACGUGUUUGACCCAGAUGACAUGGAGAUGGUAUUCCGCCAGGAUGACCAGCACCCUGCCAGACGAAGCCAUGUUGCCAUGCUGCAUUACCGCCUUAACAAACCAGAAUCUUACAACACUGGGGGAUUGUUGGCAACAAAUGGUCCAGAAUGGUGGCGGCUUCGUAGCACAUUUCAGAAGAAAUUUACUGGACCGCAAAGCGUGAAACCUCAUAUACAAGCCACGGAUGGUAUUAUCAAAGAAUUUGUUCAAUGGAUAAAAUAUAUCGGAGUAACUGAAAACGAUGAUUUCUUGAACUAUUUAAAUAGAUUGAAUUUAGAAGUGAUCGGCACAGUGGGGUUUAAUGAAAGAUUCCACAGUUUUUCUGACUCUGAACAAGAUCCAGAGUCGCGCAGCAGCAAAGUGAUAUCAGCGGCCUUUGGCUCCAACUGCGGAAUCAUGAAGUUAGACAAAGGUUUUCUGUGGAAAAUAUUCAAGACCCCUCUGUAUAGGAAACUCGCCGAGUCGCAGGAUUAUCUGGAAACGUAUUUUUACAGAGUAGCAACUGAGAUACUUCUACAUCGCGUGAAUUUUUAUGAGGCUGAUGAUCCAUUUACUGACAUCUCGCUUUUGCAAUCAUUCCUCACUCAGCCGAAUGUGGAUUUAAAGGACCUAAUGGGAAUGAUGGUCGACAUGCUGAUGGCGGCUAUUGAUACUACAGCAUAUGCGACGAGUUUUGCAUUAUAUAAUUUAGCUACUAACCCAGAGAUUCAGGAAAAGAUGUUUCAAGAGAUUGCCGUCCUGCUUCCAACGAAAGAUGCAGAAGUAUCCUCCGAGACUUUGGUGAAAGCUGUCUAUGUAAGGAGUGUCAUUAAGGAGAGUUUGAGAUUAAAUCCUGUUUCGAUUGGAGUAGGCCGGUGGCUGCAGAAAGAUAUCAUAUUAAGAGGAUAUUUGAUUCCAAAAGGGACAGUCAUUGUAACACAAAACAUGUUGGCUUCUCGACUGCCACAGUUCGUUAACGAUCCAUUGACUUUCAAGCCUGAGCGUUGGAUCCGCGGCACUCAGGACCAUGAAAAUAUUCACCCAUUUCUUAGCUUGCCAUUUGGGUUUGGCCCAAGAUCAUGCAUUGCAAGACGACUAGCUGAACAAAAUAUGGCCAUCACCCUGAUUCGAAUAAUACGUGAAUUUAAAUUGCAUUGGAACGGCAAGCAACUUGGAGUACGAACUUUACUCAUAAAUAAACCAGAUCAACCAAUACUUUUAAGAUUUAAGCCAAGAAUUUUGUAGAGGGGGUGAAAAUAAAAAAUAAUAAAAUACUUGCAAUUCAAAAACAAUUUAUUUUCUAAUAGAUGUUUGUAUUUGGAUGUCUUUUUUUGGUGGCAAGUGUCAUAGCACACCCCGCGACGGAGACUCGACCACCAAUAAUUGACUAUGAAUUCCCACUGGGAUAUUAUCCUGCUGCACCACUUCUAAGAACCAGUAUACCACUCGUGAUUGAAGAGCCAAAAGGUGAAAAACAGGAAGAAAAAGCAGUCAUUGGUGAGGCUCCCACGUUACCUCCCUUGAAUAUUCCUGUUAUCCAUGAAGUUGUAAUUGAAAACGAGCCUAAAAAAGAGAUAGUGGAAAAGCCUGCAGAAAAUGGCGAAAAACCUUCAGAAUCCGAUAAAUCUUCCACUGAGGAACCUGCCAAGCCGGAAGAGAAGCCCAUUUUAAUAAAGGUGGACGGGAUCCACCCACAUAUUGUUCGCUUUUCAUGGCCAUCAUGGCUGCCAAAUAUUUUUGAUCAAUUAACAGAUCUCCCGAUUGUAUCAAAUAUCCUAUCUUUUGCCAACAAACCAACCACAAUUUUUCAACCAGCCAACUACCGCAUUCCUGUUGUCCUAAAAUAAUAACUAAUACUAAUCACAAAAUAAAACUUUGUUUUUUUUUAACAUCUAAUUCCACGAAAAUUGUAUUGUAACAAUAAAAUAACUGACAAUGACUUUGCUAUUAAAGCUAUGAUAAAUUAUGUAUUUCUGGAAGAUUUUUUCCUAAUAAAAUAUAUUUACAAAA